CACUUCCAGAAGGAAGUUCCUGCUUGUUUUCAUAAUCAUCUGUUUUAUAUUGCGUUGUAAUCGCCAACUCUGGAUUAUCUCACUCUUGGUGGUAUGCGCAGUGGACAAAUCGGAGAGCAGUGUAAACAGAGCCGGAAAUCUGUUGUUCCCCAACUUCACCAGGUCGGAGGUCAGCUUUUGUUCUUUCUUCUGUUGCUGCUGUUGAUUGCUCCUGCAGCCAUGGAUACUCCAUUUGAAGCUGUAGCGAAGGGAAACUCGGAAUUCAGCCGAGAAUUCUACAGGGUAGUGGCUGAAGCCGAGCCCGGAAACUUGGUUUCCUCGCCCAUGAGUUGUCUGAUUGCCCUGGCGAUGGCUCACGCUGGGGCAAAGGGAGAUUCGAUCCCGAAAAUCGCCAGGGGACUGCGUCUGCCUGAGAACAUCACGGACGCUUUGAAGGGGCUCUCUGAAGUGGUACAACAGCUCAGGGAAGCGCAAAAAGUGGAGCUGUCGAUUGCCAACAAGAUCUACGUCAAGCAGGACUUCCCUAUUUUGGAAGAGUACUCCACGGCUCUCGAGAAGUACUUCCAGGUUGAAGCGGAGAACGUCGUGUUCACUGACCCCUCAACUGCGGACAAGAUCAACGAUUGGGUCUCCAAGCAGACCAAGGAUAAGAUCCAAAACCUCGUUGAUUCCAAUUCCUUUGACGGCAUGACUCGCUUGGUUCUGGUCAACGCCAUCUACUUCAAGGGCCCGUGGCUGAAGCCUUUCAAGAAGGACAAGACUCACAACAGGCCCUUCUUCACCGACGAAAAUAACAGCGUCGAAGUUCCGUUCAUGUACCAGAAGACGCACUUUCCCUACAGGAAACUGGAUGAGCUGGACGCCCAACUACUGGUCAUGCCCUAUGAGGGUCUUGAGCUGAGCAUGGCAAUCAUUUUGCCAAAUAAGAAGGAAGGCCUGAAAGAGUUGGAGGAAAAAUUGGCCACUGCAGACCUCGGAGAACUCCUGCAAUCUGGAUACCCCAGGGAUGUGGAGGUGUACCUGCCCAAGUUUAAGAUCGAGACUUCUUUGAAUCUAGUUGAUCAUUUGUCCAAGAUGGGGCUGAGCCACAUUUUCUCUGACGACGUGAACCUGACCGGAAUCAGCACAGCUGAUGAACUGAAGGUUUCCAAAGUCGUGCAGAAGGCAUUUAUAGAGGUCAGUGAGGAGGGCACUGAGGCUGCCGCUGCCACAGCUGCAGUUAUCAGAAUGAAGCGGAGUGCCUUUGAAAUUGACCGAAUUGUUUUUGACGCUGACCACCCGUUCAUCUUUAAUUUGGUUAUCAAGACGAACAUAUUGUUUUCUGGGCGCGUCCUCAAUUUCCCAAACAUGGCGAUUGUGAAAGAUGAACUUUGAGAUGCUCGCAUUAUUUAUUUUUUAAUUUCGCAGGGCUGGAACAAUGUAUUAGACAAUAUAAAUUAAUGUGAUACACAUGGUGGAAUAAGUUUUGAAGAUUGAGACAAGCUUUUCUUGUAUAUUCAUUCAAUUAUUAUUAUUAUUGCUUUUGUUUGUCGUUGAACUGUAAUUUCGCAUCGUGCACGUGCAUUUCUUCCAUCUGACACUCUAGAUUGUAAGGAUUGUAAGAACUAAAUCGAUGACAUUAAAUUUUUGCAGCUGCCAUUAUCGCGACCCGCAUGAUGGCAAUCCAGCCUCCGCCAAAAUUCAUGGCAGACCGCCCAUUCUUCUUUGCCCUAGUCCAACAAAAGUCACAUAAUUGCAUCUUCAGUGGCAGAUUGAUCAGUCCUUGAGUUCAAUGCCGUCCAGUCCAAUAUAUUUGCAGCGCUGUGCAUUUGCUAGACUCUAUAUUUCAAAUAAACACAAAGCUUGGCAAAUAAUGUUAAUAGCUUUCAACUUGGAAGUUUACAAUGUUUCUCUCUUUAAUUUCAGCUGUGUACUCCGAUAGCAUUUUCCGCGGACCGUAUUUGCAGUGCGACAGACCUUUUGCCUAUUUCUUGACUCACCGCAAGCACCGAUAUGCUGCACCCGUUGUUCUUUUCUCUGGUCAUAUUAUUAAACUACCUGUGACAAAUAAUGACGAAUAAUAAAUAAAUUCUGGCAACUGUACCGAUUGCCAAAAACUA
Messenger RNA from Cloeon dipterum, 2099 nucleotides. RefSeq names its product antichymotrypsin-2-like. Gene Ontology annotation, molecular function: serine-type endopeptidase inhibitor activity. NCBI's taxonomy places the organism in Eukaryota, Metazoa, Arthropoda, Insecta, Ephemeroptera, Baetidae. The coding region runs from base 94 to 1374 and encodes 426 amino acids. The record is from RefSeq and is a predicted model, not a curated record. The transcript is spliced from 8 exons.